Phaedon cochleariae (mustard beetle) is the source of this 4879-nucleotide messenger RNA. NCBI's taxonomy places the organism in Eukaryota, Metazoa, Arthropoda, Insecta, Coleoptera, Chrysomelidae. The record is from the annotation of a GenBank genome assembly.
GAAUUUUCUAUAUUGUUAUUGUUAUGUAUGGUAUCUAAGUUUGAAACUGUGAUUUAGUUGAGAUCUCGGUUGAGAUGUUUAUAGUUUAUAACUUUAUAAGUUGCGUUUAAUAGUAAUCUGGCAGAGAAUCAGAGAGUUAAACGAAUGAAAAUGACUGGAAAAUAUUACAAUGAUCAGUGAGGAAUCUUCAGAACUUCGUCAACGAAACGAAUUGGAAGCUUUACAAGCAAUUUAUGGAUGUGAUAUCAAAGAUCUACGAGGAAAAUCCGUGUGGAAAAGAUGGAAACCUUUGGAUCUUUCAAUAACAUUGACUCCUCAGCAAGGUAGUUUAGGUACACAAGAAAUAUAUGUGAAAGUUGAUUUACAUAUCAUUUGCAAUGAUGAAUAUCCCAACAGUAUCCCUAAAAUUCUACUGGAAAAUGGUAAGGGGUUAUCAAAUACCACUCUAGUAGAAUUACAAGAAAUACUGGUAGAACGUGCAAAUGAGUUCAAAGGAGAGGAGAUGAUUUUUCAACUGUCUCAGGAUGUUCAGGAAUUUUUGCAUAAGCAUAACAAACCUGGAGCUAAAAGUUUUUAUGAUGAAAUGCUGAAGAGACAAAAAGAAAAAGAGGAAAAAGAUCUAAUAGCCAAGCAACUUGAAGAGAAUGAACAAAGGCAGUAUAUAAUUGAAGAGGUUAAGAGGAGGCAAGAAAUGCUGAGAUCUGAAACAAAGCAUUGGAAUAAAAACAAGCAUCAAUCAGAAAAUGAUGAACCUUUUGAUACCAAGAGAAGAUUUUCUUCAUCCAAUAGUUGCUUAGGAACUAAUGAGGAGAUAUAUCAUCAUCAGAAGACUGCUGAAAUUGAAUUUGGAAAUAGAAGUAUUCAAAGAGGCUGUUGCUUAGAACAUCCUGCUACCAAUCACAUUAUAUACUGUGGAAUAGACUCAGAAUCAGGAGAAUUAGUGAUUGUGAGUGAGUGGACUAUCCAGGUGGAAUCCAAAAAUGAUUUACCUUAUAUUCAGAGACAAAUUGGUAGUAUUGAGCAAGAACUGCACUAUCUAGCAAAAUUGAAACAUCAAAAUUUAUCACAUUAUUCUGGGAUGAAGUAUAUUGUGAAUGAAAAUGAAAUAAUCAUAUAUUUGUUGAGAGAAUUUAUCAUGGGUAUUUCCUCUGGUACUUUUCUGAAUCAAACUAUCAGAAUAGACAUGGAAUUUCUCAAACAUAUUUCAAGAGGUGUUUUAACAGCUUUGGAUUACUUACAUAGAAAUAAUGUUAUUCACAAAUACCUGGAAGCAUCAUGUGUAUAUAUAAAUGAUCUUGGUGUUGUAAGGAUUUCCUGUUACAGUAUCCACAGAAGAUUAUUGGAUUUAAAAUCACAAAUUCACAAUAAUUACAGUAAAAAGACUGAUAUUUUUAGGUUUGGUAUACUAGUAUUAUCACUCUUACUAGGACAUAAUGUAUCUGAAGAGAACUUUGAGAUACCUGAUUCUAUACAGUCUGAUUUGUACGACUUUCUAACUAAAUGUCUGGCAAAAGAUGAAUCCGACCGUUACACUACAACUCAACUAUUGAAUCAUUCAUUUUUCCAUAAAUCUGUGAUACCUUUUUCACCAAAACGUGAUCUGGAAGAAAUUGAAAUUCCUCGAAAUAAUUCACCUGAAAUUAUCCAAAGAGAUCUGCAGCUUUUAUCUCAAUCUACCCUAAAUGGACAGUCUCGAGUCAACAACGAAUUUGAAUUUUUACAACACCUUGGCAAAGGAGCCUUCGGAGAUGUCAUGAAGGCUAGAAAUAAAUUAGAUGGUGGAUAUUAUGCAAUAAAACGGAUACAAUUGAAUCCUAAAAAUAAAGCCCUGAACAAGAAAAUCGUUAGGGAAGUGAAGUUAUUGUCUAGACUCAAUCACGAAAAUGUUGUUCGUUAUUACAAUUCUUGGAUUGAAACAACUACUAUCAAAGAAGAUGAAGAUGCUAGUUCAAAUGAUUCUUCUAUACCCAAAGAAAAAAGGCCAGUAGUCGUGAGAAAAGAUGAGUUCACUUUAAAUGACGAUAUUGAGCUUCAUGCACCUCCGAUGAAGAAUGUUGAGGUAUCAAUUACUUAUGAUAGUAAAUCUCAAUCUGCUUAUGCCAGUGGUUCACUUAAUGAAUCUAGUGAUGAAGAAGAAUCUUGGGGUGUAAUUUACGAAGAUGAAUCUGAUUCUGAUGGCAUAGAAUUUGGUGGUGGAUCAAGUACAGCUUCAAAAAAUAGUUCGUAUUCCUCAUCCAUCAAAGACUCAGACAAUUCCCAAAUAGCACAAGAUAUUGUGAAACAAAUCGAUUUCAUGUAUAUACAGAUGGAGUUCUGUGAAAAAAGCACAUUGAGGACUGCCAUCGAUGACAACUUGUAUUUGAAUGAAAAUCGAGUGUUCAGGUUAUUUAGAGAAAUAGUUGAAGGUUUGGCUCACAUCCACCAACAGGGUAUGAUACACAGAGAUCUAAAGCCAGUCAACAUUUUUCUGGAUUCCGAGGAUCAUGUGAAAAUUGGCGAUUUUGGUUUAGCGACCACCAAUAUGAAAUCUAAGCAAAAUGAGCAGAAUCUCUCCAAAAUUACACUGGAAACUGAGAAAGAAGACACAGUUGAUGAAAGUAAAACUGGGCUAGUUGGCACAGCUCUGUAUGUUUCACCUGAAAUUAACUCAACUGUCAAGGUUGUGUAUAGUCAAAAAGUAGAUAUCUACAGCUUAGGAAUUAUUCUCUUUGAAAUGUGCUAUAGACCAUUAGAAACAUCAAUGGAAAGAAUAAAAAUCCUAACCAAAUUGAGGUGUAAAGAGGUGACUUUUCCCGAUGAUUUUGUGAACAAGAAAAACGAAAAACAACAAUUACUUAUCAGGUGGCUUCUAGAUCAUGAUCUGUCAAAACGUCCCACAUCUCUAGAACUGCUUCAAUCUGAAUACAUACCUCCACCAGUAUUAGAAGAGUGUGAACUUCGAGAAUUAGUACGGCACACUUUGAGAAAUCCCCAGCUCAAAGGUUAUAAGUACCUCAUUGCCUCUUGUUUCAUUCAACCUGUUACAGCAGUCCAGGAUAUUACCUACGAUAAAGAUCCGUCCUGUCUGAAUAUGAUGAAGCCAUCACACUUACACGACUUUGUUAAAAAUGUUUGCAUAAAGAUCUUCAAACAACACGGUGGUCAAAAUCUCGCAACACCACUUCUUAUGCCAAAAAGCAAAUUCUAUGAUGGGGUAGAUUCAUAUGUUAAACUAAUGACACAUUUUGGUGGUAUAGUAUCUCUACCUCACGAUCUCAGAGUCCCAUUUGCAAGAUUUGUUGCUUGGAAUGGCAUUACCCUCUUGAGAAGAUAUUCGAUAGAAAGAGUAUACAGAGAGAAAAAAGUAUUUGGUUUCCAACCCAGAGAACUGUAUGAAUGUGCUUUCGACAUUGUAAGUCCAACUGAAGGAUCUCUUAUGUCUGAUGCUGAGAUCAUUUAUAUGGUUUGUGAAAUUUUAAAUGAACUUCCUGGUGUGAAAAAUAAACAUUUUGUUAUCAGAAUUAAUCAUACUAUGCUAUUAACAGCCAUUCUUUUACAUUGUGGUAUAAAAGACAAACAUCAAGAAAUAUUCACAAUGAUCUCAGAUGUGAAGGAAGGCAAAGUCCCGAAAUUCCAACUGCAAAAUCAUUUCAUAACUUUAGGACUAUCAGACAAUAUGAUAAAUAUGUUGUUAAGUUUUUUUUACUCGGAAUUUGAGAUAUCCAAAGCUGCUAAUCAGUUUCAAAUGAUAACAAAGAAAAAGUCUGGCGAGGCAAGCCAAUUGGCCAGACAAGCUUUACAGGAUCUGAAAAAAAUUAGCCAUAAUGCUCAAGCAUAUGGCGUCAAGUACGAUAUUAUAGUUUCGCCAGGGUUAGUAUACAACGCUCAACAAUACUCGGGGAUGAUUUUCCAAUUUGUGUGUGAGUUGAAGAAAAAACAUAAACACCACAAUAUGGAAGUAUUAGCUGCCGGUGGAAGAUAUGAUUCGAUGAUAGCAUUUUAUAGAUCAAUUAUGGAAAAUGCGAAUAUGUUGAGCAAAGAAGUCCAACAAUCUGCUAUUGGAGUUUCUAUAUCGCUAGAUAGGUUGGUUCAAGCAGUUCAAAAAGAACAUUCUGAAGAAAUUCCUGGUGUUGAUAAUCUGGAUGUUGUUGUUUGUUCUGUUGGUCGCAAAGAAAUGAUACAAGAGAAAACUAAGAUUUUAAGAAAUUUAUGGGCAGCCGGGAUAAGAAGUACUUUGAUUGAAACCACAAACAUUGAAGAAAUCCAGGAACAACUAAAUGAAUUGAAGGUUACCCAUGUUGUGAUAUUGAAAGAUAAUGAACAAGGCACUGUAAGAAUCCGAAGUUGGAAUAAAGAGAGAUUUCAAGAAAAAUCCCUACCGACUAGCGAACUUGUGGAAAAUUUACAGAGGAUAUUAAGAAACUGGAAUGACAGCUAUCAAGAAAACGGUCCUCCAUCUUUCCUAACGCGAUCUGAAAGUAAAUCCAGUGGGGAACAUCUUCAAGAAGCCAAUGUAGAUAUCGUUUUUGUUACAAUUGAAAAACUAUCGUCAAAUGCAAGAAAACGAUAUGAAAAUCAGAUUAAAUCACAUCUCGAUAGCCUCUUCAAGAAAUUAACUGGAUUUGUGGUAGUGUUUGGACUAUCAAUUGAAUCGAAUUUGAUAAGAUCUUUGACAUCUUUCUUGGAAUUUGAAACUGAGUACCAGUUUCAAAAAUCUGUUGAAACUGUGAUUGAAAGGCAUCCAAGACACAAGAAAUACCUCAAUGAAAUUUGUGAUGAACUGUAUGAGCAGAAAACAGUGAGAAAAAAUCCUACUAUUGUCUUGUUCAGUUUGUCAGAUUGUUUUUACAAAGUGAUAAUUUGAUUUGAAAGUUUGAAGAUGAAUAAAACUGUUUUCGUU